UUAGGAGUUCAUUUUACCAAACCAUUCUAAACGGAGGGUUUCGUUUAGGUUAGAACAUGUCUUCUCUUGGCAGCGCUUUGCGGCUCCUCCGGGCGGGGGCUAGCGCUCUGAGAAGUGGCCCUCAGAAGACCUUCUCCCGGAGGGCCGGCGGGGGCCCCCACAUAGUGCCGCAGUACCGGCAGUACCCCCAGGUCACUAAGAACCAGAAGCUCCAGGCUGAGAUUCUGAGCAGUACGAUGUGGUUCUGGAUGCUCUGGCACUUCUGGCACAGCUCAGACGACGUUCUGGGUCACUUUGCGUGGCCGGACGCGUCCCAGUGGACUGACGAGGAGCUUGGCAUCCCAGCAGACGACGAGGAAUAGUUCUGAGAGAUGGCACUCCGACAGAUCCCGGGGUUCGUCUGUCCAGCUAGAUGUCAUCCAGACAGACGAAAGCUUUGUUGUACAUAAUAAAGAUUCCUCAUGUAUUCUCA
Gadus macrocephalus (Pacific cod) is the source of this 472-nucleotide messenger RNA. It is a transcript of the gene ndufb2, whose product is annotated as NADH:ubiquinone oxidoreductase subunit B2. The record is from RefSeq and is a predicted model, not a curated record. Gene Ontology annotation, cellular component: mitochondrial inner membrane. The coding region runs from base 57 to 362 and encodes 101 amino acids. Lineage: Eukaryota; Metazoa; Chordata; Actinopteri; Gadiformes; Gadidae. The transcript has 4 exons.